Molecule: messenger RNA, 6386 nt
Organism: Sesamum indicum (sesame)
Lineage: Eukaryota; Viridiplantae; Streptophyta; Magnoliopsida; Lamiales; Pedaliaceae
Gene: DCAF1
Product: DDB1-CUL4 associated factor 1
Biological process (GO): protein ubiquitination
Cellular component (GO): Cul4-RING E3 ubiquitin ligase complex; nucleus
Molecular function (GO): protein binding
Source: RefSeq, a predicted model, not a curated record
UGUACCUUUGCACCUCGUCCCUUUGCUUUGCCCGUCCCUUGAAACAGUAUAAAUACACACACAACUCACAACACACUCAAAUUCUCCUCCAAACUACAGAAAAAUUUGGUGUUCAAAUUGGAAAAGCAAUUGAAAGGAUUUAUACCUCUGCCAGGUUAUCGAUAUCUUUAAUUAUAUUUUUUUAGUUUAGCUGUUGUUGGCGAUGGAGGCGCCCAGGGGUGCUGAAUCUCAGCCAGAGCCCGAACCCUCCGCUGCGGCGGCGGAGGCGCCCGAGGAGCACCAAGACCAGCAAGAAGAGGAUGAAAAUGAGGUCCUGAUGGCAAAAGCACAGUCUUUGAUGGAUAAGAUCACUGCGAACCCUGAGAACCCUAGCCCCAAUGUACUCCAUGCUCUUGCCACUAUUCUUGAGACUCAAGAAUCCAGAUACAUGGAAGAUGCAGAUCACUCUUCAACAAGUAAUGGCAGGUCUGCUCAUAAUGUGGGCCGGCUUGGGAACCUUAUUCGGGAGAAUGAUGAAUUUUUUGAAUUGAUAUCUUCAAAAUUUUUAACUGAAAAUAGAGAUUCAGUUGCAGUACAGGCUGCUACUACAAGGCUCCUGUUCAGUUGUUCGCUAACUUGGAUGUAUCCACAUGUGUUCGAAGAUGAUGUUCUGGCUAACAUAAGGGGAUGGGUGAUGGAGGAGAUACCCAGGUCAUCUGGUGAUGAUCGUAACUGGAAGCACGACACAGGAAAAAGGAAGACGAUAGAUUCUGAGAUGUUACGCACAUACUCUACUGGGCUUCUUGCUGUAUGCUUAGCUAGUGGUGGUCAACUAGUGGAAGAUGUGUUAACAUCUGGAUUAUCAGCUAAGCUAAUGCGAUAUCUACGUAUUCGCGUUUUGGGUGACACAAGCUCAAAUCAGAAAGAUGGUAAUCCGUUAAUUGAUAAUAAAAGUGCAUCAAACAUGGCAUGCCCAAAAGCCAAAGAGGAAGGCAAGGGUAGGUUGCGGCAAGUGACAGAGAGUUCUCACUCGGAUGUGGACACUUUGAAAGUACAUCCUAGCGAGAGGGAUCGUGAUAGAGAUCCUGUCUCGUUGGACGACCCUGAUAGAGAUCAUGAGAGGUGUGUUAGUAGGCAACCAUGUGCCGAUGAAUGUUGGGGUGACGAGGAACCUCCUGACAGUAUGGCCGUUGAAGUUGAUGCUUGUGAGGCAGAAGCAGCUGGUGAAGAAAAAUCCACUGUUAGAGAUCUUCGCGACUCAAAAACAAAAGCUGGUGGAAAAUCCCAUAGGGAAGAAGACUUUGAUGAAAAUGUCAGAGAAGACUCUUCCAGACGGAAGACAACUCGUGGAUUUUCCAGAUCACGAGGAAAGGGUAGGUCCAGUGAAGGAGUAUCUGAGAGUGAGCAAGGUUUGACCUCUCCAGGUUCGGGUAGUAGGUCAGGACAGGCACGGACUAUGAAAGACAGGAGUGUAUCUAGAAAUCAAGAUCCGAGAAGAGUUUCUGAUGCUAAAAAGGGCCUAGGUAGAAGCAAUGCUGAUUCUUUUAUCCUUGAAAGAGAUGACAAUGAUGAUUGCUUCCAAGAGUGCAAAGUUGGCUCCAAAGACUUCACUGAUUUGGUUAAAAAAGCUGUCAGAGCUGCUGAAGCUGAAGCAAGAGCAGCCAAUGCUCCUGCAGUAGCUAUUAGGGCAGCUGGCGAUGAUGCUGCUGAAUUGGUCAAGACUGCUGCAUUGGAGGAAUACAGAAAGACAAGUGAUGAAGAAGCUGCUGUGGCUGCUGCUUCAAGAGCUGCAUCCACAGUUAUAGAUGCUGCUGAUGCAGUUGCUCUCUCAAGGAGUUCAAGCAAUGCUGGUGGAGAUUCUGAGAAUUCAAAGCCUACUGAGUCAGAAAUUAAUGAAGAUAGCACUGAGUUUUUCGUUCCAGAUAGUUACUCCCUUGCGAAGCUAAGGGAGAAAUUCUGUAUCCAGUGUCUUGUUAUUCUGGGGGAGUAUGUUGAAGUUCUGGGUCCUGUACUACAUGAGAAGGGAGUUGAUGUUUGUCUUGCACUGUUGCAGAGAAGUGUUAAGCAUAAAGAGGCUUCAAACUCUAAGAUCCUUUUACCUGAUAUUUUGAAGUUAAUUUGUGCAUUGGCUGCUCAUCGGAAGUUUGCUGCGUUAUUUGUGGAUCGUGGUGGCAUGCAGAGACUCCUUGGUGUUCAAAGAAAUACCCAAACAUUUUUUGGGCUGUCUUCCUGCUUAUUUACAAUUGGUUCAAUUCAGGGGAUAAUGGAGCGUGUCUGUGCCCUUCCUUCAAAUGUUGUCCAUCAGAUUGUUGAGUUGGCUCUUCAACUUCUCGAGUGUCCACAGGAUCAUCAAGCCAGGAAGAAUGCUGCGUUGUUUUUCGCGGCUGCUUUUGUCUUCAGAGCAGUCAUUGAUGCAUUUGACGCACAGGAUGGUUUGCAGAAACUACUUUCUCUUCUGCAUGAUGCUGCCUCAGUAAGAUCUGGUGUUCCUGGGCCAUCAAAUAACUCGGGAGCACUUCGAAAUGACCGAUCCCCUGCAGAGGUGCUGACCUCUUCAGAGAAACAGAUAGCUUACCACACUUGUGUGGCACUGAGACAAUAUUUCAGAGCACAUCUCCUCUUGCUUGUGGAUUCAAUUCGACCCACCAAGAACGUUCGCAGUGCACCCCGUAACAUUUCAAGGGCAGCCUACAAACCACUUGACAUAAGUAAUGAGGCAAUAGAUGCUGUAUUUCGUCAAAUACAAAAAGAUCGAAAACUUGGUCCUGCUCUUGUGAGGGCCCGUUGGCCGGUAGUUGACAAGUUUUUAUCUUCAAAUGGUCAUAUUACCAUGUUGGAGUUAUGUCAGGCUCCACCAGUUGAACGUUAUUUGCACGAUCUGCUUCAGUAUGCUCUUGGUGUACUGCAAAUUGUAACUUUAGUUCCUUAUAGCCGAAAACUUAUUGUGAAUGCGACGUUAAGCAAUGAUCGGGUUGGUAUAGCUGUCAUCUUGGAUGCAGCAAAUGGUGCUGGUUAUGUUGAACCAGAGAUCGUCGAGCCGGCAUUGAAUCUGUUAAUAAACCUUGUCUGCCCUCCUCCAUCAAUCAGCAAUAAACCAAGUCCCAUCGUGCAAGGUCAGCAAGCUGCUUCUAACCAAACUGGAAAUGGUUGUGGUAUGGAGUCUAGGGACAGAAAUGCUGAGAGGAAUAUGUCAGAUCGAGCUGUCAACAUUCCUAGCCACAACGAACCAAGGGAGCAAAAUGGGGAGCCUGCUUCUGUAGAUAGAGGUGGCUCAUCAGCUGUUGGUAAUACAUCAUCACAGGCGUCUGCAUCUACAGUGGCUUCUGGUUUAGUUGGAGACCGUAGGAUAUCUUUAGGUGCCGGAGCGGGUUGUGCUGGGCUUGCAGCACAGCUAGAACAAGGAUAUAGACAGGCUAGAGAAGCCGUUCGUGCAAACAAUGGUAUCAAGGUUCUUCUUCAGCUUCUCCAACCGCGGAUGGUAACAUCUCCUGCUGCUCUUGACUGUCUUCGUGCUCUUACAUGCCGAGUUCUUCUUGGUUUAGCCAGAGACGACACGAUUGCGCACAUAUUAACAAAGCUCCAGGUUGGAAAGAAGCUGUCAGAACUUAUUCGAGAUUCUGGGAGUCAGACCCCUGGUGGUGAGCAGAACAGGUGGCAGGCUGAACUUGCCCAAGUGACUAUCGAGCUGAUUGGGGUUGUAACUAAUUCUGGGCGUGCAAGUACGUUAGCGGCUAGUGAUGCCGCCACCCCAACUUUGAGACGUAUUGAAAGAGCUGCCAUAGCUGCAGCUACUCCUAUUUCUUAUCAUUCUAGGGAACUUUUACUCCUUAUCCAUGAGCACCUUCAAGCAUCUGGUUUAGCAGAAAGUGCUUCUAUGCUUCUCAAAGAGGCUAAGUUAACGCCCUUGGCAUCUUUGGCUCCUCCAUCAUCUUUAGCACAUCAAGCUUCUGGACAGGAGUCUUUGUCAGUACAAAUUCAGUGGCCAUCUGGACGUGCCCCUCGUGGAUUCUUGCUGGAUAAAUCAAAACUUUCUCCUCAUCAGGAAGAUCCCACCUUGAGAUGUGAUUCAGCUAUCUUGUCAUCAAGAAAGAAACCAUUGUCAUCCUUGAAAGUUCCCCCAAAAUUGGAGGACAGCCCAGUCCCAUCGAACAGCAAAACAAACUUCAGUUCGCAGAAAGUUUCUGGAGCUGCAGAUGCUGCAGGAACUCCAUCAGUAUCUAUUCCAAAAUCCAGUGGGGAUGAUAUCCAGAUCAGAACUCCAAUUGUGUUGCCAAUGAAACGUAAAUUGACAGAUUUGAAAGAAAGUGGGUCGGCAUCAUCAGCUAAAAGACUCAACACUGGUGAGCACACACUUAGAUCUCCUGGUUUUACAACACCAAUAACUAUUCGGCGAGGUGGUCUGCAGUCAGAUGCAAACCUGUUCUGCACGCCAAGUUCCACUCCGAAGGAUCAUCAUAGUCGAUUCGUCCCAAAUAUCCUGUCAUCUGAUAUUGAUGAAACCCAGCUAACUGGUCAGACUUCCUCCUCCCAACUUGGACUUCUGAACGAUCCACAGCCUUCUGGCGCUGAACGGCUUACCUUGGACUCUCUUGUUGUUCAGUACUUGAAGCACCAACAUCGCCAGUGCCCAGCUCCUAUUACAACUCUACCUCCUCUUUCACUCUUGCACCCACAUGUUUGUCCUGAACCAAGAAGAAGCCUUGAUGCUCCAUCAAAUGUGACAUCCCGGCUUAGCAUGCGUGAAUUCAGAAGUAUGCAUGGGGGGAUCCAUGGACGUCGCAAAGAUCGUCAAUUUGUGUAUAGUAGAUUCAGGCCAUGGAGAACUUGCCGAGAUGAUAGUGCCCUUUUGACUUGUGUUGCUUUCCUUGGAGAUCCUUCUCGGGUUGCUGCUGGUGGCCAUACCGGGGAGCUGAAAGUGUUUGACUCUAACAGCAACAAUGUGUUGGAUAGUUGCACCAGUCAUCAGUCUCCUGUUACACUUCUGCAGUCACAUUUUUCUGGGGAGAGUCAACUAAUUCUUUCUUCAAGUUCAAUGGAUGUUCGAUUGUGGGAUGCAUCUUCAGUUUCUGUUGGUCCUAAGCAUUCAUUUGAGGGAAUCAAAGCUGCGCGAUUCAGUAAUUCGGGUUCCAUGUUUGCAGCAUUGCGAACAGAUUCAUCCCGCCGUGAGAUUCUUUUGUAUGAUAUUCAUUCCUGUCAGUUGGAUCUGGUGCUGACCGAUACGUCGAACCACCUCUCAGGGCGCGGACACACAUAUUCUCAUGUCCACUUUAGCCCAUCAGACUCGAUGCUGCUAUGGAAUGGAGUUUUGUGGGACCGUAGAGGGUCAGGCCCAAUACAUCGCUUCGAUCAAUUUACUGACUAUGGUGGUGGGGGCUUUCAUCCUGCUGGGAAUGAGGUAAUUAUAAAUUCUGAGGUCUGGGAUCUCCGAAACUUUAGGCUUCUUCGAAGUGUACCAUCCUUGGAUCAAACAGUAAUAACAUUUAAUGCCAGUGGCGAUGUUAUUUAUGCAAUCCUGAGGAGAAAUCUUGAGGACGUCACAUCAGCAUUUAACACUCGCCGUAUGAAGCACCCUCUCUUCUCUGCUUUCCGCACUGUGGAUGCUGUCAAUUAUUCCGACAUUGCCACCAUUCCUGUCGACCGUUGUGUGCUUGACUUUGCAACUGAACCAACUGAUUCUUUUGUGGGUCUAAUUACAAUGGACGACCAAGAUGAGAUGUACUCUUCUGCUAGAGUGUAUGAAAUUGGCAGACGCAAACCAACAGACGAUGAUUCAGAUCCUGACGAUGCAGAGACUGAAGAGGAAGAAGAUGAUGAAGGUGAUGACGAUUCAAUCUUGGAAGCAGAUCUUGAUGGGGAUGGUGAAAGCGAUGCUGAUGAUAUGAGUGCUGAUGACGACAGCAUAAGUGAAUUUGACGAUGAUGAAGAAGAAGAUGAUGCGGACUUCAUAAUGGAUGGUGUCGAUUUUGAUGGCGGUGGGAUUCUGGAGAUUGUGACUGAAGGUGAUGAGGACGACGAGAGUGAAGUCCUUGGAUCUUAUAGUGGGGAUGACGAUGAUUUAUUGUGAUGGAAAUGCUACAAAGCCAGGUUUUGGCAAAAGCUAUUUCAUGUAUCUGGAGAACAAGGUGGUAUUUCCAUAUCUCAAUCCUGGGAAGAAGGCAAAGGCCCGUGAAUGAGUUUCAAUAUUUGACCAAUAACAAAGAUGAGAUGUAACUACUUUUCACUAGUUUUCAAAUUUUUAGGGUUAGAAUUCUACACAUGCUGGGAAGGUAUCCAAAUUUUGUUUUGUGGAUUGCUGCUUUUGUCUAUCAUUGGCCCAUUUUCUUUUUGCCUUUUGUAUUUCUUGGAUGUGCAAACAUGCCCGCAGCAGUCAAUCAAUUUCUGCAAUGAUGAAUCAGAGUUGGUGUCAA